Molecule: messenger RNA, 4772 nt
Organism: Gambusia affinis (western mosquitofish)
Lineage: Eukaryota; Metazoa; Chordata; Actinopteri; Cyprinodontiformes; Poeciliidae
Gene: klhdc8a
Product: kelch domain containing 8A
Exons: 10
Coding region: 1027-2091 (354 amino acids)
Molecular function (GO): protein binding
Source: RefSeq, a predicted model, not a curated record
CGACAUUUAGAUGAUAGUAUUACAUCAAACCAAUUUUAACAUAAUGAUAACAAUAAAAACAUGUAUAAUACAGAAUUGUGGGCUAAUUGGAAAGUAUGCAUAAUACCUGCUGGAAGGUGAUGUUCAUUAUUCAAGCUAGCUAGCUAGAUAAAGUUUGCAUUGUUGCUAUUCACCAGUAGUUGUUGUAGUAGUUGUUGUUUUCGGGAAAUAAAAUAAUAUUAAAACUUUAUUAUGUAUCAAAAUCUCCAAAGAGCAUUAUAAUCCUGUGACCUCAGCACAGCAGAAGACACUCGCUCCAUUUAACGAGAAGCAUAAUCUCUCUCUCUCAAUUGGAAAUCUUAAAAUAGUGUCAGUGGGCUCCUCUUUACCAAAUAUAGGUUAUCCAAACACUCCGGCUCGCUCCCUCUCUCCCCGGGUUGUACCAUCGCAGGCGGGGAAUGAACGGGAACUUGUGCGCCGGGAGCUGGAGAUGAAUACUUCAUCCCUGACCCACAUAAUGGCGAUAUAUGAGGCUCUGUGAAGCGCUCCCCGGUGCGGCGGCGGCUCUCCGCGUCUCGACUCCCAUCUUCCUCCGCCUGGAUCCGACUCGCCUCUCCUCUCCUCGCCUCUGCUCUGCUCUCCCUCUCUCCAUCUCGCUUUCCAAAAGGCAGAGAGGAGGGAGGAACAGAGGAGACUUCUGCCGAGGAAAGAGCGACGGAAACGGAAAAAGUAAAGAAAGAAUCGAGACUCACCAGUGCUGGAUUGAACCUGAAGAUGACGCAACAAUUGGACUAGAGGGAGAAUGGAGCAUAAAGUUGGAGUUCAGACGAUGCAGAUACUGUAUGAAAGUUUAGGUAGAUCUUCAUCUUUACCAAGUCAUCACUUCUGGACCUUGGGUCCAGCAGAGUGAGAUGACGGAGCGUCCAGUCGGCCUGAAGUUCCCCUGACUCCCCAGCUGAAACCUUCAACAGAACCUGAGGUCAAGCUUCUCCCCCUCCUGCCUCCUCCACCCCACCGUUUCCUGAACCCCUCCUCUGGUUCCGGGUCAUGGCGCUCCCCAGUGCCAACGAGUUCCACUGGCAGAGCCUGGCGCGUCUGCCCUGCGGCCGCGUCUACCACUCUCUGUCUGAGGUGGGGGGACAGAUGUACAUGCUGGGGGGCUGCGACGCUGCGGGGCGGCCGUGCCCCGGACUGGACCUGUACUCUCCUGAGGGGGACCGCUGGAUAGGCUUGGCCCCAAUGCCCACCCCCCGCGCAGGCGCGGCCGUGGCCGUGCUGGGGAAGCAGAUCCUGGUGGUGGGCGGAGUGGGAGAAGACCAGCGCCCUCUGAAGGUGGUGGAGAUGUACAACACGGAGGAAGGCAGGUGGAGGAAGAGGAGCGCGCUGCGGGAGGCCCUGAUGGGCGUGUCCAUCACUGUGAAAGAUAGCCGUGCUCUGGCUGUUGGAGGAAUGGCUGCUGACCUGCUCCCUCGCAGCGUCCUGCAGCAGUAUGACCUCAGAAAGGACGUCUGGGCGCUACUUCCUCCCAUGCCGACUCCUCGCUACGACGCCAAUUGCCACCUGCUGGGCAACAAGCUUUAUGUUGCAGGUGGUCGCCAGUGUAAGCGACCAGUGAAAGCUUUUGAGGUGUACGACACAGAAGCACGCUCCUGGACCUCGCUGCCUGUUUUGCCGUGUAAGCGCACCUACGGGGGUGUGGUAUGGGACUCUGCUGGGAGGCUGUGUCUGCUGGGAGGAUUACGGCAAGGCGGGGGACACCAAAGCUCCAAGUUCACCAAGAACGUCAAUAUUUUUGAUACCAAUCAAGGCGCCUGGCUCAAGUCCGAGGAGACGGUGGCGUUGAAAACUAAGAGAGCAGACUUUGCCGCCGCCUUCUUGCGCGGCAGGAUGGUGGUUGCAGGUGGACUCGGUCAUGAACCCUCGGCGUUGGACACAGUGGAGGCUUUUAACCCUCAGAAAAAGAAGUGGGAACGUUUGGCUCCCAUGAACUUCCCAAGAUGCUCCGCCUCUUCCAUUGUCAUCAGAGAUCGCCUCCUGGUGGUGGGAGGAGUUAACCAGGUUCCCAGCUCAGCCCAUGAGAUCCUCUAUGUCAAAGAAGAAGAGUAUCUGUAGCGCGGUGCGACCGAUGGCAGGUGAUUGCUGCGGAUUCCGCCUCUUUCCUCAAUCAGAGUCCAGUGCACAGAAAGCAGCAUGCGAUGUAACAGGUAACACUGCCCCCUGCUGGAAGUAGCUGAGCAACGCGUCUGAACGCACAAUGGAGCACCUGACUCCAUCUUUGGAUGGAGAUUUAAUUCCUGUAAAGGUGGAAUUCUUCUGGAAGUUUCUGUCUCCCCCCCACCCCCAUGCCUGGUCGUGUAGACAAACCAAUAUGAGAAAUCAGUUUUACUGCUGAUAUGUAUUUCAUCUUGUGUCUUCGUUCUUUACUUCAUGUGAUUUAGGAACUAUAGAUAAGGUGGAUUUUACAAAGCAUUUUAUUUUAGUGAGAUAAUGUGACAACAAUAUUUGUAGAUUAUUUAAUUAUACAGAUAAUACAGGGUUUUUUUGUUUGCUAGUUUGUUUCCAGGUACUGUGAAAGGGGCAAUAUAAUGUAAAAUGUACUUUUUGGAGCUUUAUAUCAUGUUAUAAUGUUAUUCCCUCAUCAAAGUCAUACCUGAAGUGUUGCCUUUAUUUUUUUCAUGGAUGUUUGAGAAUUCCUUUAAUUUCCAUGGCAACCAUUCAGGUGUGCAAAAUGCCUGGGUGGGUCUAGCCCCGCCUUUGAGACACAACACCUCCUCAAAGCUGCAGUUUCCAAGCUUCAGGUUUCCACCUCACAGAGCAGCCUUCCUCCGAUCUCCCCCACUCGGCUCCUUCAAACUAGUCAGCAGCAAUUAGCAAACAUCUGGUGGAUCUGUGCUUCUGCUGAGUUCAUUAUUUGAGCUGCGUCUCAGUGAAAUGCUGGUAAAAAACGUUGUUAAUGGGUUAACAGAGGAAACGUGUUGUGAUGACUUUCUGUAGGCAGAGUUUCAGAAAUAGCAGGAGUUUUUAAAGAGACAGAGGCCCAAUUUCAAGAUGUUAAUUUAAAAGGUAAAAUUUAUUUUAAUGAUUUGACAUAUAUAGAUAGAGAGAGAAAGAGCAUAAUCAAAUUACAUAGUUAGUUGAUUAUGCUUUAAAAUGGCACUGUGUGCCUGGAAAACACAUAAUACUGCCCCUUCAAGUAUUAUAGUCUUAGUUCCUUUAAGAUAGUGUUUUCUUAUGAUAUGACUCCUGUGUGGUGUACCACUUCCUGUUUGUGCGUUAUGAUCAUGUAUAUGAAAUUAACCAUGUGUGAAAUGCUGUUCUAUUCAGAAAUUUCAUUGUGUAUUUUAUGUCUUAAGACAACAUAAAUCAGUGGAAAAUUAUUUUGUGGAAUGAAAGUGACAUAUGCUUUUUACUAUCAUUUAUGUUUAUAAAUCUGAAAAGUGUGGUGUGCAUUCUUAUGUAUCCAUUCUUCACGGUGCAUAUCAUUUUACUAGAGGUCAGACUGUUACACUUUAGUGUCAUCUAAUCAGAAUAUCGUCUUCCACACUUUAAGCCACAUGUCUGACUGCAAACUGUAAAUUUGGACUUUUUAUGACCUGUUUUUGUUUUUCUUUCACAAAGACCAGAUUUGUAAAGUCCACAAUUAAUGGUUGACUGCUGAGUGUAUUUUUCCAGCUGACCUAUAGAUUUGUUAUUCACUAGCUGCUUUUCCAUUACAAAUCUGCGGCAAACGUUGUAGCUAUUCUGCUGAUGUCGGAAAAAGACAAUUUUGCAUUUGCUGUGUUUACAUUAAAUAAGAAACUCAGUUAAAGUCACACCUGAAUAAGUUGUUCAUGAGAUAAAAAAAAAAUGCUGUCACCGUCUUCCUCCCUCUUUCUGUCGAUUUCUUUGUCCUUUCCACCAGUAGAGAAACCCGACUGUUGGUUGCGGCUGGUGUGAUGUGAAAAAAAUAUUUUCAUUGCAGUUUUACAAGACAAAUAGAUUUUGAUGCGUUUGAAAAACCACUUCAUCCAAGCGCAAAAACCUCUUAAUAGAAAAUGCUAGGGUUUUUUUCCAUUAAGCAAAUGUAUUUUUGUAACUCCAAUUUGUGCAAUUUUAAGGUCAAUGGAAACGCAGCUACUAAUAACAAACAAAAACUCAGAGACAUUCAUCAAACAGCUGUGUACAUACUGAGAUUUAAUUACACAUAUCAGGAUUCUGUACAGUAAUGAAGUGACUUCAGAAGACAACUGUGGCUGCAUUGAAUUUUCUUUGGGGGCAUCACAGUAAUAGUGUCUAUAUUGAGAUCCCGGCCACACUUUGCAGUUUUUUUUAUUGGUAAAACAGUUGCAAAUCAGACAUCCUUUUCCUGUAGAGUCAGAACUCAGCACCACUCAGUGUUGGUCUGUCAGAUGAAAUCCUAAAGACAUGAAAAGGUUCAUAUGGUGGGUUUGCCUGUUCAACUCGUGCCUGCUGGAUUUUGGACUCAUUUCCAGGCACCAACUUGGACCCUGUUUGACUUCCAGGUCAUCUUUCUGCCUACAGCAAUACGAUUCCUGUUCAACGCUGUUUACAUCCUGUGUGCAAAAACUGCAAGAGGGAAAUUUUACUGCAGACUUUGUUUGGGACCCACUUAUUGUUGUGCACUGUCAGAUGUGCAUGUCUUUUUAUUAUUUGUAUGUUUAUUGUGCUGACACAAAAACUAAGCCAUGUUUUCCUCUGCUACACAAUGACAUGUAAUGCUGACUUCAUGACUUCCUUUGUAAAAUAAAUUUUCUUAUUGCACUUAGCUUCCACUAGAUGGCAGCAGCCACACG